Molecule: messenger RNA, 2293 nt
Organism: Dalotia coriaria
Lineage: Eukaryota; Metazoa; Arthropoda; Insecta; Coleoptera; Staphylinidae
Product: relaxin receptor 2-like
Exons: 2
Coding region: 335-1117 (260 amino acids)
Molecular function (GO): protein binding
Source: RefSeq, a predicted model, not a curated record
CGGCAGGCGAGCUUCCGAAGCAGCGGCAACGAGGCGAUUUGAUAACGCGCAAACGGACACACUGUCCGUCGCGUUCCGUCCGUCAGCGAGCAAUUCGUGGAGCGCCUCCAUUGAAUCUCCGCGUGCGUCCGCAGCGCAAUCGUCCCCUGUUGCUUUUUUUCCAGCGAAACGUAAAACAACGUCCGCGUGUGUGAUUGUGAUGUCGAACCUGCGACUGUGCGAAAGUGCGAAGAUUAACAGUGUCUCCCCAUGCGGCGGCGACUAAUUGAUGCCACAGCACACACCACGCCGUGAUUAUCGCGAUUAUCUGAUGUGAGCCACCACCAGCGGCAAGAUGCGUAUGGACACGCUGCAUGUCUUCCUCGCGUGGUUGCUCGUCGUCGCUGCCGACCGCGCCGCGCCGCACUCGAAGGCAGCUUCGAUACGUACCACCGGCGUAACAAACGUGACGCGAAUGUACGCUGACCUACGACACAUCCCCGUCGGCAGCACAAGUGUACUGCAACUCAAUCUGGCGUAUAAUUACAUCAGGAAACUGGAUAACUACACUUUUGUGGAAAAUCGCUAUCGCGAUGUGAAGAAGAUCUAUUUAUUUCGUAAUGCGAUUGUUAAAGUCGGGGUGGAUGCAUUCCGAGGCCUGCAUCAGUUGGAAACCGUUGAUUUAUCAGAUAAUAAUCUGACAACAUUGGCGUAUGACACUUUCGCCACCAAUGUGAAUCUACGCGAGUUGAUUCUCGCCAACAAUCGUAUACGAUUCAUACGUCAGGCGACUUUUGUGCGUUCGCAUUCUCUGCAGACAUUGUCGUUGACCGGUAAUCGUAUCACAGAAAUCCAUGACGCUACGUUCAUCGGUUUGGCGAAUCUGAGACGACUGAUGCUCGCCGAUAAUCCGCUGACUACGCUAGCGCCGAUGUGUUUUAAAAGCCUGAAGAAACUGCGUUACCUCUCGCUGGCCAACACAGAUGUGCAUCGGAUACACGUCGAUAUGUUCUUUGCGUUUCCGCGGAUCAUCCACGUGGGCGGUACGCCAUUCGCGGACACAUUUCGCCCGCCGCUGACGCAAUUGACGAGUCAAAGUUUCGCCGAGCUCACGCACUUCGAUCAGACGAUAGACUGAACAUUUUACGCGUAAUGCACAUGGACUAGUCUUGACAAAUCUCAAAUGUUGAAUACGCGUUAGUUGAUAAGUUGUUUAACUGUAAAAUGCAAGAGACACAGUGAAGUGUGAUCAAAGUGACCCAAAAAAUCUUGAAAAAUCCAUCGAUUUGAUAUUUAACAUUCUAAACACAAAAUUAAUAACUUAAUUAAUGGCAUUAUGGGAACAUGUGGCGAAUGUAGCUGCUUAAAACUAAUUAAAACGUGUACCUAUUCAUAAAAUAUUUUAUAUAUUAUGCCGAAAAGUGUCAUCAUCGCGCGCCUGGCGUUCGACCGGCAUCUGUAUUAUAUUUGUUAUUUAAUUAGGUGUUAAUUAGUUUUCUACUUUAUGCGUACGUUGUCUUUAUUGCCGAUUUAUGGGCAUUUUACAACUUUAUCUAUCUAUUCAGGGCGAAGAGAAAAAAACGCGAAUAUUUUACAUAUUCACGAAUCUCAAUUCAAACAAACAUCGAAAUCACCCUGUAUUAAGUAAAUAAUUAAUCUAAGUGUGUGAUACUACGUUUUAGUGCAAAUGUAAAAUUUUUAAAAAAGAAAUUUGUAAACAACGCGAUAGAAAUUAUUAUAAAUAUCGGGCGAAUUUCGGCUCUUUUCGCAUGAGAAAAGUUUCAAUUCGACCAACAAAAUUCCUUGCGGUAAAUAUUUGCCGUGAGAUAUCACAAAACUCACAUUGCAUCACGCCAUUCGAACAAAUAAUAUUCGACACAGACUCAGACGAGUAAAACGUAAAAAGAAAUUAAAAACAAAAAAAUCGUCAACUACGCUUUACUUUAUCGAACUUUUCUAUUUCAAAUUAUAAUGAAGGCAUAGAAACGCUUUGAAUAUAAUUAGAUUCCAUAUUUGCAUAUCGUUCAAUAUUCACCGUCGAUGACAAUGAAAAAAAAAACAACAAUACGAAUAACUUACAAUGUUACAAUAACCAGUUUUGUGUUUGUGUAUUUUUAUCGCAAAACAAUAUUCGUAAAAAUUCUUAAAUUAAGGAUGUACAUAGAAUAUAUGCAUAAGUCAACCUAAAAGUUACUAUACAGUAAGAUAUAAGUGAAAUUAUUUGUAUGUACCUGAUGCUAACUGAUGCAAUCUGACCGGUGAGCAAAGUCUGUAAAAUCAACACGAAAUAAACGAAACAAAACCAAAAAACACA